Penicillium verrucosum is the source of this 1083-nucleotide messenger RNA. RefSeq lists its product as uncharacterized. The record is from RefSeq and is a predicted model, not a curated record. The coding region runs from base 1 to 1083 and encodes 360 amino acids. Lineage: Eukaryota; Fungi; Ascomycota; Eurotiomycetes; Eurotiales; Aspergillaceae. The transcript has 13 exons.
AUGGCCGACGCUGGUCCUCCUCCCCCUCCCGACAACCGAUCCUACUGCUCGCAGUGCCGCCAUUACGGCCAUAGCGAUGUCGAUUGCAAUUGGCUAAUGAGGAUGGCGGUCAUGAUCCGCCAUGUGACGGCGGCACCUCCUCCAAACAAGCGGAAGGCCCACCGGGCCGGCAAGGGCCGACGCGGACGUGGCAACGGGGCCCGGAACAACGGUGGUAAGCCUUACCCCUCUCUAUCCCUCUACCCGAUUUCUGUGCCCCUGCUACGAGUGCUCUGGUGCUAUAUGAGUGCUCUGGUGCUGCGUAUGCACCGGUGCCGCUUGUGUGCUGGCGGGGUUUAUACGCAAAAUAUCCAGUGCCCCGCCCCCCCGCCCCCACCGAACGCCCCCCCGGCCGCUGAUGGUGUCCCGCCCCCCGCCCCCCCGGCCGCUGAUGAGCUCCCCCGGGCCGCCCCUGAUGCCGCCCCCGCCCCUGGUGCUGCCCCCGGCCCUGGUGCCGCCCCCGCCCCUGGUGCUGCCCCCGGCCCUGGUGCCGCCCCCGCCCCUGGUGCCGCCCCCCGCUCCUGUCAGUGUUCAUCCCUACAGGAACAGAUAUUAAUCAAUAUAAUAGAGCUCCCCCUAGCCGCCCCUAAUGCCGCCCCCGCUGCUGAGCUCUCCCGGGCCGCCCCUGAUGCCGCCCCUGAUGCCGCCCCCGCCCCUGGUGCUGCCCCCGGCCCUGGUGCCGCCCCCGCCCCUGGUGCCGCCCCCGCUCCUGAGCUCUCCCGGGCCGCCCCUGAUGCCGCCCCCGCCCCUGGUGCUGCCCCCGCCCCUGGUGCUGCCCCCGCCCCUGGUGCCGCCCCCGGCCCUGGUGCUGCCCCCGCCCCUGGUGCCGCCCCCGCCCCUGGUGCCGCCCCCGCUCCUGAGCUCUCCCGGGCCGCCCCUAAUGCCGCCCCUGGUGCUGCCCCCGCCCCUGGUGCCGCCCCCGCCCCUGGUGCCGCCCCCGCUCCUGAUGCCGCCCUCGCUCCUGAUGCCGCCCCCGCCCCUGGUGCCGCCCCCGCUCCUGAGGGCAACGAGGAUGCUGGCACCGCCCCCCUUAGGGGGGAUUAA